Messenger RNA from Psammomys obesus (fat sand rat), 2372 nucleotides. It is a transcript of the gene Muc13, whose product is annotated as mucin 13, cell surface associated. Gene Ontology annotation, molecular function: calcium ion binding. The record is from RefSeq and is a predicted model, not a curated record. Bases 1 to 1194 code for a protein of 397 amino acids. The transcript is spliced from 12 exons. Lineage: Eukaryota; Metazoa; Chordata; Mammalia; Rodentia; Muridae.
AUGGCGGGCCAAGCUAAAUAUGAGAGAGGGAGUUCUUCCUCAAUUACCUUCAAGCCUGCUUCUAAUAGGAGCAUGAAAUUUGGGGUCUGUGUCCACUAUGUCCAGCCCGACGGUAAUUCAUCUGUGCCCUCGGGGACAACUCAGCCUCCCAGUGCCACACAGCCACCCUCUUCAGGUCCCCUAGAUCUUUGCAAGUUGGACCCCUGUGGGGGGAAAUCUUCGUGUGUUAAUCUGUAUUCCACCUUUAUCUGCUUGUGUUCGGAAGGCUGGUACUACAAUAGUUCGUCAUCACUGUGUGAGAGAGGAAAGACAUUCCCUGGAGAGAUCACCAUGAAAUUUGAAGCAGCCGACUUGGAAAAUAAAACCUCUGAAAACUAUCAAAAAUUGCAAAAGCAUGUUGAAGACUUUUUUAAAGACAUAUUUAAGGGUGAUGAUUUUGGACAGACUGUAAUUCUUAAAGUGAGCCCCACCUCGUCUCGGUCAGCAAGAUCUGCAAUAAGGGAUAGUAGAAGCGAUAUCUUUGUAUCAGUAAUAAAUAUGUUUGGAGAAAAUACAAGUCAAAAUGAAACCACUGUGACUGCUGCAAUCAAAAAUGCAACUAUUAAUAACUCUGAUGUGUCAAACUAUACUGAUAUAAAUUUGUGUGACUAUCGUGGUUGUGUGGAUAAUGGCACCGAUAGUUGCCAAGAUGCUUUACAAUGCACAUGCAAACUUGGACUGAAGAGGCCGCAUUUACUGAGUUCUUUUUGUGUUCGUGUAAGCUGUGCUGAGCCCUGCAGCACAGAGGACAGGAAGCAAUGCUUAACAAAGAAUGACGGAACAUGGGAGUGUGUGUGCAUGGCGGGCUACCAGAAGGCUAACGGGAAGUGUGAAGAGUGUCCAUUUGGCUACAGCGGGGUGGAUUGCAAAGACCCCUUCCAGCUGAUCCUCACCAUUGUGGGCACCAUUGCUGGAGCCCUCAUCCUCAUCUUGCUGAUCGCGUUUAUCGUCUCAGUGAGAUCAACGAAGAAAAAGAAGGAUGUGGAAGAGCAGAAAUUGAUCGAGGAUGACUUUCACAAUGUGCGCCUGCAGCAAACCGGCUUCAGCAACUUUGGAGUGGACAAGAGCAUCUUUCCUAAAGUCCGGACAGGGAUCCCAAGUCAGACCUCAAAUCCCUACGAAAACCAUCGAAGCAUGCCCCGCCCAGACUACUAGAAUAAGAAUUGGGAGUCCUCCCUAGCCCAGCCCACACAAGCUGUGAUCUUGAGUGUUUAGAGGACAAGGAGAAACAGGCAGAGACAGAGGUCUGACCUCCAGGGUUCCUCUCCACCCUGUCUGCCAACCCCUCUAAGUAUGGACCUGUGUGAAGACUUGCUGCUUGCUGAAGACACACCUAUGAAAUUAAAUGUACAGCAACACUAUGGGCCUUUGUAAGCGUUUUUUCUCCACUUGGUACAAAAUGCUAUGAUGGUGAUUGGUGUGGGGCUUCCCUUUCCCGAUGGGGCAACAGUUAGCUUCUCCAAUCUAGAGGGAGCACCCUCUGGGCAGUGCCACUCCUGAACAGACAGCGGCUUGUGAUAGGCCCUCACCUCAAGAAGACAGGCAAGAGACACAAGCACCUCCUAGCUGGGACUAGAUCUGCCCUCCAUGGGGGACAGUCAAGUCCUUCAGACGUUAGUUGGUAGGAGAAGCAGGAAAAAACAUGAGCAUAUGGACUGGAGAGAUGGCUCAGAGGUUAAGAGCACUGGCUGCUUUUUCAGAGGUCCUGAGUUCAAUUCCCAGCAACCACAUGGUGGCUCACAACCACCUAUGAUGAGAUCUGCUGCCCUCUUCUGGCCUGCAGGCAGAACACUACAUUCAUAAUAAAAUGAAUCUUUAAAAAAACAAACAAACAAACAAACAAAAAAAAAAACAUGAGCAUAGGUAGUGGAGAGAGGCCAAGGAAGCCACGCUGGGGAAAUGAAGGAGGAAAAGGAAGCAGGUGGCAUCUUCUCCCCUGAUGUUGUCCCUCCUCAGGCAGCAAAUGGGUACUCUCAGGGGCUGCCCCCCCCAGGACACAGAUUCUGGGAAGGUCCUAAAAGCAGGAAUCAGGGUGAAGGCCUGUGACACUGCAGGGCUUCGGUCUGGAGCGAUGUCAAAGGUGUCCACUCUAUGACGCUCCACUGGGCCUCAGCCAUGUGGAAGCUUAGCAGUGUCCACCAACGCGUGUGUACACACACGUGUACGGGAUAAUACAGCCACCUGUCUUUUCAAAUGUUAAUCGCGCCCUUGUGUCUGUCUGAUGUCCGGUCCUCUCAAAAGGUAUUUUUAUUUGUUGUUGUUGUCAUUAUUAUUAUUAUUUGUUCUUGACUGUUCAUUGUGCAAGGCAAUGAUGAAAUAAAACAUAUUUGAUA